Molecule: messenger RNA, 1732 nt
Organism: Ceraceosorus guamensis
Lineage: Eukaryota; Fungi; Basidiomycota; Exobasidiomycetes; Ceraceosorales; Ceraceosoraceae
Exons: 7
Coding region: 322-1635 (437 amino acids)
Biological process (GO): biosynthetic process; L-aspartate catabolic process
Cellular component (GO): mitochondrion
Molecular function (GO): pyridoxal phosphate binding; L-aspartate:2-oxoglutarate transaminase activity
Source: RefSeq, a predicted model, not a curated record
UGCAGUGCUGACUCGUGACUCAGACUACUCGUGACUUAGUUGUGACUGAUGCGCGUGCAGGGCCUGGCUGCAAGGCGCGCGAAGGACACGGUGAUUCAGUUCGGAUUGGCGUCAGCGCGGGGGAAUCUUGAAUGGGAUGAUGGGAUGGACUUGGCAGUCAAAAGUGUGUGACUCGCUCGGAGGAGUCAUCAUUCACUCGCACUUCACUCCGGAUCCCCUUCCACUCGCACAACCUUCAUCAUCUUACACACUUACAACACCACCAACUGGAUCGUUGCAUUCGUGAUUGCCAAGAUGAUGUCGAUUGCACGCACCACCGCCAUGCGCGGAGCAAUCCGAAGCGUUUGCGCAACGCCUUCCGCCGCCCUGCCCCGCACGGCGGCCAUCAGCAUCAGCAGCAGCAGCCUGCCCACCGCUUCUCGCUUGUCCAGCACUUGGGCCAACGUCAAGGCUGGUCCACCUGACCCCAUUCUAGGCGUGACGGAAGCUUUCAAAGCUGACCAAUCCUCCAAAAAGAUCAAUCUUGGUGUAGGCGCAUACAGGGACGAGAAUGGCAAACCUUACGUAUUGCCUUCGGUUCGCAAAGCAGAAGAAAAAGUCUUGGCCUCUCUCAGCGACAAGGAAUACCUACCCAUCACGGGUUUGGCCACUUUCACCGCCAAUGCUGCCAAGUUGGCGUACGGAAAGGAUAGCAAGCCGCUCAAGGAAGGCAGAAUCGCCAUUACGCAGAGCAUCAGCGGCACUGGUGCUUUGAGAAUCGGAGGAGAAUUCUUGGCUAGACAUUAUCCGCACUCUAAAUCCAUCUACUUGCCUACACCUAGUUGGGGAAAUCACACUCCGAUCUUCAAGGAUUCGGGAUUGGAAGUCAAGCAGUACAGGUACUACGACAAGCAGACUGUGGGACUCGACCUAAAGGGUCUGCUCGAGGAUAUCAAGGCCGCCCCAGCCAAAUCCAUCAUUCUGCUGCACGCUUGUGCCCACAACCCAACAGGCGUGGACCCAACGCAAUCAGACUGGCAACAGAUCUCCGACGUCAUCAAGGAAAAGGAGCACUUUCCCUUCUUUGACAUGGCUUACCAAGGCUUUGCAAGCGGCGACAUCGAUAGGGACGCCUUUGCUGUCCGGUACUUUGUGGAGCAGGGUCAUCAGAUCGCUCUUAGUCAGAGCUUUGCCAAGAAUAUGGGUCUGUACGGAGAACGAGUGGGCGCUUUCUCCUUGGUCACUGCAGACGCAGACGAGAAGGCACGAGUGGACAGCCAAAUCAAGAUCGUAGUCAGACCCCUCUACUCCAACCCACCUGUGCACGGUGCGCGAAUUGCUGGCACGAUUCUCGCGGACGAUGGCCUUUACGGGGACUGGCUCAAGGAGGUCAAGGGUAUGGCUGAUAGGAUCAACGGUAUGAGGUCCGAACUCAAGGGUCUGCUGGUCAAUGAGCACGGAUCCAAGAAGAAUUGGGACCACAUCACCAACCAAAUCGGCAUGUUUGCCUUCCUCGGCAUCUCGCCUGAACAAGUCGCAAAGCUCAUCAGCGAGCAUCACGUCUACCUGACCAAGGAUGGGCGUAUCAGCGUUGCAGGCAUCACUCCCCACAAUGUUGGUCACCUUGCGGCUUCUUUGCACGCCGUCACUGCCUAGAACACUGCUCGGUUCACCGUCUUCUACCCAGCCAUCAUUUUUCAAAAAGAAGACGUGUCGCUCACGUAGAUCAAUCAAACUCUUUUUCCCUCCACAA